Messenger RNA from Tachyglossus aculeatus (Australian echidna), 1548 nucleotides. Its product is annotated as C-type lectin domain family 4 member A-like. The record is from RefSeq and is a predicted model, not a curated record. Lineage: Eukaryota; Metazoa; Chordata; Mammalia; Monotremata; Tachyglossidae. The transcript is spliced from 8 exons.
AUGUUCACUCUGCCUAUUUGCGCCUCCCCUGCUGCUCCCACCUGCUGUGAAACCCCGUCCUCCACUUCUCCAGCCAGCGCAGAAGGCAAAAGACUGCCCAGGGCUCAGUACUCCCAGUGGCCCUUCACCAGUCCCUCCCACUGGAGGGGCUACUGGGUGCCAACGGCAUCACCCCACCAGUACUGAGCUUAGCAAGACAGGGUCGGCAGAGAGACCGGCUUGGUGCCCAGCAUGGCCUCCGAGAUCGUCUAUGCUGAGGUGAAGUUUAAGAUGGACACCCAGAAGCUGGGUGCCCCUCCUGCUCCAGCUCCCCAGAAGGCGACCCCUCCGCCCCUCCGCCCCUGGCUGCCGGGCCUGCUCAUGGCCCUGUUGCUGCUCCUGCUCUUGCUACUGCUGCUGUCCUUUCUCGUGGCGUUUGUCGUUUUCUAUCGCCGGUCCCACCUCUGCCGGGAAGACAGAUCAUCUAAAUCAACUCGAAUCCUGUCCGAGUUCGUCUGUGCCAAACAAAGUUCAAAGACUCCAGUGUUCUCCUGCUCCUACAUCGAGACCCACCAGGAGAAUGAAGACCCGCCCUCACCUCACCAAUUUCCCAAGAACCAGACCACAUUGGACUGCAUUACAGAAGGGUCAGAGGUAGAAGGAAGAAGCUGGGACUGUUGCUCCAUAGGUUGGAGGCCUUUCCGGUCCCGUUGCUACUUCAUCUCCACUGACAAAAUGCCCUGGGCUGAGAGCCAGCAGAACUGCAGCCAGAUGGGGGCCCACCUAGUUGUAAUCAGCUCAGACACAGAGCAGAAGUUCCUGGAGAGCAUACUAGAUAACCACGAUGUUUAUUUCCUGGGGCUAACAGACCUGGAAGGUAGCAAGGACUGGCGCUGGGUGGAUCAGACGCCCUAUAACAAGUCUGUGCUAUUCUGGCACCCUGGGGAGCCUAAUUACUCCUGGGAGCGCUGUGCCUCUCUACAUUGGAUCAACUACAGAGGUUGGGGCUGGAAUAACAUCCGUUGUAAUGAAAAACAGAAUCGAAUUUGUGAGAUGGGAGGGAGCCACUUUUGACUUUCUUCCUUCAGCCCUGGAGCGGGGACUGCCGGGGAGGGGAAGAGGGAGAGAGACCGCCUAUAGGUGGACACAGGGAUUCCCCCCCACCCCCACCAUCUGCACCCUAAAUCACACACACCUACAAAUUCAACUCCAGGACAGUGUCACCCCAAGAAUACACCCACAUAGAAUUUCUGGUUCAUUUUAGGGUCUGCCAGGGUUAUCUUGACUGUAAAUCCCCAAUAGCUGGAAGGUGGAAGAAACAAGACUGAGCUAGGAUUUUCUCAUCAGGACAGCUUCUGCCUGCUUCCAUGCCAUCUCUGUCUUGCUUUCUUGGGAAACCCUCUUGCCCUAUCUACUCUCUUUUUCUAAAUCAUAUGUCCAUUCAGUUUUAUUUAUUGGAUGCCUCCUCUGUGCAGAGUGCAGUGGGAAAACCCACCCUUGCCCUUGAGUUACAGUAUAAUGUAGGAGGUAGACAACACAGACUUGGGAUCCCAGGGACACUGAUUCUAU